UUUGUUGGUGAUUUUGGUGAAUUCAAGUUGAUGGUUUUUUGUGUGUUGUUGAUUUAAUUAAAAAAAUUAAAUCAUUAUGAGCAAUAAUCAAUCCCGCUGGUAUUUUAGUAAAGAAUCUUUAAUUAAUACUCCAUCGAGAAAAUGUGGAAUCGAUUAUGACAAAGAAAUGUCUUACCGACAACAAGCAGCCAAUUUAAUCCAAGACAUGGGAAGACUUCUCAAAGUGGACCAAUUGUGUAUAAAUACUGCUAUCGUGUACAUGCAUCGGUUUUACAUUUUCCACUCUUUUCAGAGAUUCCACCGAAAUGCAAUAGCAGCUUGUGCUUUAUUCCUUGCUGCCAAAGUGGAAGAACAACCUCGAAAAUUAGAAUAUGUUAUCAAAGUUGCUCAUACUCUUCUAAAUCCUAACCAACCACCAUUAGACCCAAAGAGUGAUUAUUACCUAGAACAAGCUCAAGAGUUGGUGGUCAAUGAAAAUAUCAUGCUGCAAACACUUGGUUUUGACAUAGGCAUAGAGCAUCCUCAUACCUUUAUAAUUAAAUGUUGCCAGCUAGUUAAAGAUGUAUUUGCAGCGCACAAAGACCUCGCUCAAACAUCAUAUUUCAUGGCAACCAACAGUCUACAUUUGACGACAAUGUGCCUACAAUAUCGCCCGACAUUAGUGGCCUGUGUAUGUAUACAUUUAGCAUGCAAAUGGUCAAAUUGGGAGUUGCCGCAGUCAUCAGAAGGAAAAGACUGGUUUUAUUAUGUUGAUAAUUCGGUUACUUCUGAAAUUUUAGAAGAAUUAACAUCAGAAUUUUUAGCAAUUUUGGAUAAAUGUCCAUCUCGUUUAAAAAGUAAAAUUCUCGCCAGUGCCAAAAAACAAGGGAAUUCAACUAACGACGCGAAUGCACAUUCAACUCCAAAGAAGGAUAGAAAAGGUUCAUCUGUUAAAAAUGAAACGAAAUCAAAACAAUUACCAUCAUCAUCAUCGUCCUCAUCUGGUUAUAAUCAACCAUCAACAUCUAAAGCAGAUGAACCAUCUACAUCAACAUCAACCUCCACACCAACAAUUCCAGUGCCCAGUAUGACCAAGAAGCAAUCUCCACCUUCACCAACUAAAAAAUUCAAAGAUGAAACAGUUAGAACGCAUUCCACGACGCACUUAUCUCAAGUAUCUGGUCAAUUAACUAAUGUACACAAUUCAUCAAAUUUGAAUGCUCAUAAUACAACCACAGAUAGUAGACAACGUUCUCAGUCAAUUAAGGAUGAGAAAAAGCUUUCACUAUUGAAAAGUGAUACUAAAUCUAAACCACCUUUACCUCAUCCGCCAUCAUUAUCAUCAUCGUCGUCUCAUUCUGGUCAGUUAUCCACAUCAAGACAAAGCAGUGAGAUGUCGUCUUCAAUUCCGUCCAUUAGCUCUAGUGAAUUUGAUAAAAGGUCGCCUUCACCGGUUACAAGAAAAAACAAAAAGGAGAUUCUUCCACCUUUUCCUAAUAAACCUCAACCUAAUUCUCACAGUUCCUCUGGUCAAAACGUAGCUAAUAAUUCAAUCAACUAUAAUCCUCAUUUCCAAGGAAAUUCCAGUUUUACUAAUGAAACUAGACCUAGACCAGCAUUUAAGGAGGAUAAAAUAUCUCCAAUAAAAAAUGAAGUUAAUCGACCUAAACCAGUAGCAUCAGUAUCAAAUAAUCACUCUUCUCAAGCCAAAUUUCUUGGUGAUGUAUCAAUGAAUUUAAAUGUUAAUCAAUCAAAUGCCAAUGUGAAGAAAGAAAAGAGGUCACCCUCACCAGCUGAUACAAGAAAAAGAGUCGAUUAUCCAACAAAUUUACAAAAAAGCUCCAAUGCUGCCGGCCAUAGUUCUCAAUCUGGUCAUACAACUUUUUCUGCUUAUAAGGAUAAACGAGAGAAAGAAAAAAUUUUACCCCAACCACAAACUGAACUCAUUAAUAAUAAAUCAAAGGAUAGACCAUCUUUGGAUAGGAAUACAAAAUUGGAAAAGGUCGAAAGGCUGGAUCGUCCCGAGAGAGAAAGAAUUGGUCAUCAUGAACGAGUAAAUAAAGUAGAUCAUCAUGACUAUAGAGAAAGAAGGGAAAGGAUUGAAGGCCCAGAUCAUCAUGAUAAUCGUCACGAUAAACCAGAACGUGUUGAUAAAACUAUUAAACAAGAUAGAAAUGAUCCUUUUGAUAGGAUUUACUCGCAAUUGCCACCACUUCAACAUCUCCAACCACCACCUCAUCAGCCUAUUAUCAAUACCCCUAUUACAGAUAAUUUUAAAGAUUUUGCAGCUAAUUCAAAUGAAAUUCCUCGAAUGCCUCGAUUAAUACCUCAAGCAAACCAAGAACGAUUUGAUAGACCUAUGAAACAAGAUCGAUCUCAAGAACCUCAACAACAAAUGUUACACCACCACCAACAACAACAAUUAGACAUUCAUCAACACCAAAUGUUGCAACAUCAACAGUUACACCAACAACAAUUGCAACAAAUUCCUCAUUUACAAACACAACCACAACCACAACCACCACAUUAUUUUCAUCCAUACCAAACACAACAACAACAACAACAACAACAACAACAACUUCAAUUUCAACAAUUAAUCCCUCAUCCGCCACAAUUACCGCAAAUACAAUCCCAGUUACAUCACCAACAACAACAACAACAAGUUAAUCCUUUUGAUCAACAAUCCGAGAUGAGUAUAAAUGAAGAUAAAGAUAUAGGUAUUAUUAAAGGUGAAUUUGAAGGACCUGGUGAAAAGCUUUUAGACUCAGUUAACGAAUUUGAUCAAGAUCAAACAGGCGAAGAGGUUGAAGAUGAUCUGGAUGAUAAAUUAAAAUCAAAAGAUAAACAUCACCAUCGACAUCAUCGUCAUCAUCAAAGUAGCUCAUCUAAACAUCAUCAUCACAGUCAUGGGCAUAAAAAACAUCAUAAAGAAAAACACAAGAGUAAACAUAAGCAUAAGGAUAAGGAGCGAGAUCGAGAUCGAGAUCGUCAUCGUAAUGAUCAUGAAGAAGUUAAUCAUCGUGAUAAAGACUUUAAAUUAACUUUAACAGUGCCUAAAGAGGAUAAAAGUGAGGAAGAAAUAGAAAGACCAUCACCAAUUAAACUAAAAAUUUCCAAACAAAAAAUAAAUUACAGUGGAAGUGAAAGUGAUUUAAAUAGUGAGACACCUUCUAGUUUAAGGAUUGUGAUACCAAAAGAUAGACUCGGAGGUAAUGGUGGAGGUGGAAAUUCAAGUAAUAACACCAUGACCAGAAAUGAUAAUUUAAAUAUGCCAUCAUCUUCAACCCGUAAAAGGAAAACAAGUCCUAACGAGUCUACAUCAUCAUCUUCAUUUCUAGAUCGUGAAAUUAAAUUAAAGAAAGAAAAAUUCAUUGAUUAACUGGGAAUUAAACUUCAUCAAAGAAAAUACCAAAAAUCAAAAAAAAAUAUCAACAUCAACCAACAUUAAAAAACCAGCAAAAAAAUAACACAACACAACACAUACACACACACACACCAUCAUCAACAACAACAACAAUAGAGAAAUCCCUAAAUCUACAUUUUCAAAAAAAGAAACUUGCUAAUGAAUACAAUGUAUAUUUAAUUAAUUAAUAUUGAGUAAUCUAUUAAAUGAUAAUAAAUGAACAAAAAAUAUUGAUUAUCGUAAUAGAAA
This is a messenger RNA of Panonychus citri (citrus red mite), 3631 nucleotides long. It is a transcript of the gene CycT, whose product is annotated as cyclin-T1-like. Bases 77 to 3358 code for a protein of 1093 amino acids. The record is from RefSeq and is a predicted model, not a curated record. Lineage: Eukaryota; Metazoa; Arthropoda; Arachnida; Trombidiformes; Tetranychidae. Gene Ontology annotation, molecular function: cyclin-dependent protein serine/threonine kinase activator activity. Gene Ontology annotation, cellular component: nucleus; cyclin/CDK positive transcription elongation factor complex. Gene Ontology annotation, biological process: positive regulation of DNA-templated transcription, elongation; regulation of transcription by RNA polymerase II. The transcript is spliced from 9 exons.